AUGGCGGCCACCGGGGAAGAAAAGCCGUUGGACUUCGAGGCGCUGAAGCGUCAGGCGGCGGGCAAAGAAAAAAAGCUCGAGCGUCGGCGUGAAAUGCGCGAGAAGCGUGCGGCCGCCAGCAAGGAGAAGAAGCUCGCCAAGGCCCAGGCGAAGCGCGAGCGCAAGGCCAACGUCCAGCGCGCAGCGAAAUGGAGGGACCCGGUGCGUCAGGCCGCCGACAAGGCCGAGAAGGCUGCGCGCAAAAACAACAAGGACGACAAGCGUUUCCACCGCAUGCUGAAGCGCGCCGACAAGCUCGAGGCGCAGGCGAAGAAGCUCAUGACCGAGGCGGCGAAGGCGCGCGCGCGUCACGCUGUCAUGGCCGAGAACAGAGAGAAGGCGGCGAAGGAACAGCAGGCUCAGGUUAAGAAGGCCGAGGACGAAGACGAGAUUAUCAAGAUUCACGACGACGAUAGCGACGACGACAGCUCCUCCUCCGACUCUUCAUCAGACUCCGAAUCGGACUCUGACUCUGACUCUGAUUCCUCCGACUCUGACUCCGAGGCGGAGGAUGUCGAGAUGAAGACCGACUCCCCGGACCCGAGCGCACAGCUCCGCGCGGAAAGCGAGGCAAGGGAGCAGAUGGAGGUUGACGUGAAGGAAGAGGAGAAGCCCAAGAAAGAGAAGAAGAGCAAGCGCAAGUCGGAUGUUGCCGUCGUUAAGGAGGAGGUGAAGGAGGAGAAGGUCGCUGAGGCCGAGAUACCCGCCAAGGAGAAGAAGGACAAGAAGAAGAAGGCUAAGAAGGAGGAAGUGGUCGAGGAGGAGCCCAAGAAGAGCAAGAAGUCCGACAAGAAGCGCAAGCGCUCAGAAGAGGAGGACGACGAGUCGGACGGUGGUGCUCCUCUCGCCGAAGAGACCCCGAGCAAAAAGGACAAGAAGAAGAAGAAGAGGGCCAAGAAGGAAGAGGAGGAGGAGAAGACCCCUGCGAAAGCCAACGAGGGCGAGGGCUGGGACGUUGAUGCUCUCGAGGGAGGUGCCGACCGCCAGCAGAAGUUUAUGCGUCUCCUUGGCGGCGGCAAGAAGGGCGCGGCGAGCGCUUCCACGGGCACCAAGAGCAAGCGCGAUAUCAGUAAGGUCAACAAGGAGCUUGAGCAGCAGUUCAACGCUGGUGUGCACAUGAAGUACGACGGUGGUGCUCAGCGUCGCGGUCUGGGCGCUUGA
This is a messenger RNA of Colletotrichum aenigma, 1200 nucleotides long. RefSeq lists its product as uncharacterized. Bases 1 to 1200 code for a protein of 399 amino acids. The transcript has 3 exons. The record is from RefSeq and is a predicted model, not a curated record. NCBI's taxonomy places the organism in Eukaryota, Fungi, Ascomycota, Sordariomycetes, Glomerellales, Glomerellaceae.